AUGGCCUUUGGGCUCAAGGGGAAGGGCGCUUGCUUAUGUAAGGUUACCUGGAUCAUAUCGAGCUUUCUUCCCCAGCGUCAACAUCGCGACACCGUGCCCUGUCACGACUAUCCAAUUCGAACCCAGUCCAACACUUUCGGUAUCAUCCACCCGACAAAUCCAACGAACGGGCCCUUACCAUUCAAAUUCCUCGAUGAUUCACCGCCGCCCACCUCUCCCCCGAACAUCCGCACGACCAUGAACUCGCCACCGACACCAGUCAAUGCGCGACCAACACGGCCAGAUUUUACCCCUUCUGCCGAUUUGCUCGAGGCCUCACUUUACGAUUGUAUGCAAAAUCAAGCUGAAGCCACUCCGGAAGCAGAUUUCGACGACAGCCGACAGGAGGGGCACAAAUACCGCUGCGAGCUAAGUCGAGCAAAGCUGCCGCCCAAGGAAGCCAUCCAUUGUCGACAGCAGAUCCAGAUGUUGUCGUAUUGGAUGUGUGAGGGCUCGUGGUUGCAGGAUCUGUUGAACGCCAACUUGGAUGCCAACGACAACGUCAAAGACUGGAAAAAGUUGGUAACCGGACUCCGGAGCCUUCUCACAUCGCUUGGGUUAUCACUACCCGAGAUUGAAUCACGUCGACAAGUCGGGAUUGACAAUCAGCAAUAUUGGUUAAUCGAAGCUACGCAAUACGACGACACCUCGACACGACUGGAAACAAGUUGGCGGACAAGACAAUUUUCGAGACGACCGAGACGUAUUUCAAAGAAGCUGCCUGGACAGCUGCCACCGCGAGGCGCCGCAUCUCUAACCGCUGAUCGGGUAUCCAAUCGGACAAGAUCCAAACCCCGACCAGCACUGCGGCGCAAUGGGCGUUUACCGCCGCAGCGCUCAACGGCCGCGCUAGGUGCGGAUUUCGAAACUGCGAAAAAGCACCCUGGGGAUUACUUGGACACCUUCACCGAAACACCCAUGUACAUGGCUCCCGAGUUUCUCAAACGACCCCUACGCUACAAUAGCAGCUGCGAAAUCUUCUCCGUGGGCAUCAUCGCGGUACAGCUUCUUACCUAA
Verticillium dahliae VdLs.17 is the source of this 1056-nucleotide messenger RNA. Its product is annotated as protein kinase. The record is from RefSeq and is a predicted model, not a curated record. NCBI's taxonomy places the organism in Eukaryota, Fungi, Ascomycota, Sordariomycetes, Glomerellales, Plectosphaerellaceae. Bases 1 to 1056 code for a protein of 351 amino acids. The transcript is spliced from 2 exons.